Molecule: messenger RNA, 8815 nt
Organism: Corythoichthys intestinalis (scribbled pipefish)
Lineage: Eukaryota; Metazoa; Chordata; Actinopteri; Syngnathiformes; Syngnathidae
Gene: vwf
Product: von Willebrand factor
Exons: 53
Coding region: 243-8711 (2822 amino acids)
Biological process (GO): blood coagulation; cell-substrate adhesion
Cellular component (GO): extracellular matrix
Molecular function (GO): growth factor activity
Source: RefSeq, a predicted model, not a curated record
AGGAUGUUAAAACAGCGAUAAAUGGGUGGGAAGGACUUUCCUUAAUAUAAAUUAAGAAUCCAUGAGUGGGGCUUUUUAAUUUUUGACCCCAUUCUCAGUUGAGCCUGUUAUGUGAUACAGACUGUUACGCUGCACCACCAUGUAAAGGCUGAAAGAGUAGCAUUUUUGGAGGAUUUUAGUACACUUUUUUUUUUUUUUUUUUUUUUUUUUGCAAGAUUCGUGGAUUAGUCGAGUGUGGAGCCAUGGAGUUGUGUGCAAGCAGGUGGUUUAGGGGAAUUUGGCUUCUGCUCUGUCUGUCAGAAUGCACGGCAAGUAUGACGGGGAGAUGCAGCCUCUUUGGACGACACCAUGUUCACACCUUCGAUGGGGUUUUGUACGAGUUUCCUGGGGACUGCAGCUACCUGCUGGCCGGGGACUGCAGAAGUCGUUCUUUCACGCUUCUGGGUGAUUUCGCCGGGGGGAAAAGAACUGGUGUUACAUUGUUUCUUGGAGAGGUCUUUGAGCUACAUCUGUCUGUUGACGGAAAGCUAUCACAGUCAGAAAAAAGUCUUCCUCUGCCGUACGCAUCACACGCUGUGUUUGCGGGCCAGGAGCUGGGCUUCUACAAGCUGUGGAGCGAAGAAUUUGGCUUCACGGUCACUAUUGACAACGUGGGCAAUGUUGCCGUUACGCUCACCAAAAAUCAUGCCAACCACACAUGUGGCCUGUGUGGUAACUUCAAUGCAAUGACAGCUGAUGAAUACACUGCUCAAGAAGGAUUCCUCACUGAGGAUAGCUAUGACUUUGCUAAUUCAUGGGCGGUGAAGGGGCCAAGUCAAGCCUGCAGACGAGUUUCCAUUCCCAGUUUGUCUUGCAAUAGCUCCAAAGAAACCUCAGAGCUUCUCUCUAGUUGCAGCGUGUUGCAAACAUCCCCCUUGUUCCUGCGAUGCGCCCACUUGGUAUCAAAUGAGGCCUUCUUGGCCCUUUGCCAGGAGGAUGCAUGCCACUGCGGCCAGGGCGACAGCGAAGACUGCUACUGUCCAGUCCUUCUUGAGUACGCUCGCACAUGCCAUGCCCACGGCAUGCUUUUACGUGGUUGGCAGCAGGAGAGCGAAUGCUUUCCCAGAUGUCCUAUUGGAAUGCAUUACAGUGAAUGCACCAAGUCCUGUUCCACAACUUGCCACAGUCUCAACAUUCAGGAGGUCUGCAAAGAAGAGUGCGUGGAUGGAUGCACAUGCCCUGUGGGUAAAGUAUUGGACGGUAACCGCUGUGUAGAGGUGUCACAGUGUUCCUGCGUGCACAUGGGGCGACACUUCCCUCCUGGCUCCACCAUCUCUCAGGACUGUAACACCUGUGUUUGUCGGCAUGGCUCGUGGGAAUGCACAAAUGAAGGUUGCCCUGGUGAGUGCUUAGUGGUGGGUCAGUCCCACUACAAGACCUUCGACAACAAAUUCUUCACCUUCACGGGUCCAUGUCAGUACCUGCUGGCCCAAGACUGUAACCAACAGGACUUUUCUGUCAUUAUUGAAAAUGUGCAGUGCGCAGAUGAUAAGGAAGCUGUGUGUACGCGUUCCGUGACCCUGAGCCUGCCCACACUGGAGGACAUGACAGUGAAAUUAAAGCAUGGGGGAGUGGUUUCUGUCAACGGCAUGGAUAUCCAGACCCCAAUGUACCACGGUAAACUGCAUAUCCAGAGAUUUGUCCAGUCAUCUGUGCAUCUAAAAUUUGGAGAUCACCUGCAUCUUGAUUGGGAUGGGAGAGGCCGGGUGCUCUUAAAGCUUGGACCACGAUGGGCAGGGCGGACUUGUGGUCUCUGCGGUAACUACAAUGGUAACCAAGGCGAUGACUUCUUGUCCGCGUCCGGGAUGGUCGAGGCAAGCCCGCUGGCAUUUGGCCACUCCUGGAGAAUCAACGGUGACUGCAGUCCCACCCACAAAGCUGCGACGGAUCCCUGUGCUGUCAACCCCAAAAGAGUUCGAUAUGCAGAAGAAGGCUGCUCAAUGAUGAUGUCAGAUGUGUUCGUCCCAUGCCACUUCUUGGUCAACCCGGCUCCCUUCCAGCGGUUCUGUCGUCACGAUGUUUGUUCAUGUGGUGAUGGCGAGGAAUGCCUCUGCUCUGCCCUGGCCUCCUACGCAGCUGCCUGCACCUCGAGAGGGGUGCUGCUCCACUGGCGUUCUCCAUCGCUUUGCCAGAUGGAGUGCACCAGAGGCCAAGUAUACGAGGCCUGCGGAAGCAUAUGCGACCGCACUUGUCGCUCCCUGUCCGGACCAGAAGCCGGUUGUGUAGGAGAGCGUGUAUGUGAGGAGGGCUGUUUUUGCCCUGCCGGAAAGUACUUGAGCGACUCCGGUGAGUGUGUGACGGCAGACCUGUGCACGUGCCUGCAUGAUGGACAGCUUUACCAGCCGAAUGACUUCUAUGCUGACCACAGCAGCAUUUGCUACUGUGAGAAUGGGUCCAUGCGCUGCAGCGCCGGAGAAAUGAGCAAUUUGUUGUCUGAUCUUUUCUACGACGACUUGGCACCCUCCAGAGAAAGGCGCUCUACACCAUGUUCCCCGCCACUGGUCCAUGCAAAGUGUGAUGUGGGAGAAAAAGGCCUGGAAUGCGCCAGAAACUGCAAGAAUGUAGACUUCCCCUGCGUCUCUCUUGCCUGUAUCCCUGGUUGCCUCUGUCCACCAGGCACAGUACGCCAUAAAGGAGGCUGCAUUGUGCCAGAGCAGUGUCCAUGCUACCAUAACAAUAGACCUUAUCAGUCAGGGCAAAGCAUACCGGUGGACUGCAACACUUGCGUAUGUGAGAACAGGAAGUGGCGCUGCACCCAGAAAUUUUGCAAUGGAGUGUGCCGCACUGUGGGGGAGUCGCAUUACAUCACCUUUGAUGGCCUUAAGUACUCCUUUGCUGGUCUCUGCCAGUAUGUCCUUGUCCAGAACAUGUGUAAUGGAGAAGAGGGGAACUUCAGAGUUCUUGUGGAGAACGAAGCCUGUGGCAUUGUUGGACAUCGCUGUGCCAAGUCUGUGUUAGUCUACUACGAAGGGGGAUUGAUUGUAAUGCAAAAUGGCGAGGUGAAGAUGAAGACUCCAGUACCCCAGAGUGCACAGGUGGAGAUCAUCCGAUCAGGUCAAUUUUAUACGCUCUUGCUCGGGAAACACAUUUCACUCAGUUGGGACCGGGGUACCAACCUCAUGGUCCACAUUGCAGCUGAAUACAAGAGUCGGGUGUGUGGUUUGUGCGGCAACUUCGACGGGAACGUGAAUAAUGACCUAGUCAGCAGUAACAAUCAGCUAGAGGUGGACUCUUUGCACUUUGGGAACUCUUGGAAGGUUGCUCCUAGGUGCGCUGAUGUCACACAGGUACAAACUCCCUGCAAUGACAACAUUGUCAAACUGGUAACGGUUGAGCAGUCGUGCCGUGUGCUCACUGGUCACCUCUUCAAAGAUUGCAACAGCCAUGUGAAUCCAGAGCCAUACUUACAAAUGUGCGUGGAGGCGGCUUGCACCUGUCCAUCAGUGGCUGACUGUGCUUGUUUUUGUGAUGUCAUCGCAGCCUACGCUCAUGCUUGUUCGCAAAAGGGUGUAGCUGUCAGCUGGAGAUCCAAUGAGCUUUGCCCGAUGAGCUGUGAGGAAUUGAACCCAAAAAGUGCGGCGACAGGAGAGGAGUUAUGCCAGUGGCGGUACAACGCAUGUGGCCCUGCCUGUCCCAUCACCUGUCAACACCCCAAUCCCCUCCAUUGCUCUCUGGAAUGUGUGGAAGGAUGUCACGCUUACUGCCCCCCAGGUCAGCUGUUAGACGAGGUGGCCAUGAGGUGUGUUGAGCCCACUCAGUGUCAGGUGUGCAUCCAUGAGGGUCAAAGAAUCUCCCAUGGCAACAAAGUCAUCUUAAGUCGUAAUGACCCCGCCCACUGCAAAAUAUGUCACUGUGAAAACAACACGCUAAACUGCGAAGUGUGCACCAGUUUGACAACCGCUGCACCAACUCUUCAGCCUGCCACUCUCACUAUGACCACAAUGAUGCCUGAGGGGACAUGUGAUCGUGCCAUGGAUCUGGUUUUCCUGCUGGAUGGCUCCACAGCGUUGAGCGAGACAGAGUUUCAGGCUACUAAAGAGUUUAUACUGGGAGUGGUGGAGCGCUUUCGCUUGGGCUCUGCCCAUACUCGAGCUGCCGUGCUGCUUUACUACUCUGGAGUCAAAACCUAUCACUUACAGGUUCAGAAGUGGCUUUUUAAGAAGACCGUGCACGAGCUGCACUAUGCCGGAGGCGACGCUGCUUUCCUGGAUGAAGCAAUUAAAUAUCUGUCGUACAACAUCUACGACAAAAACAAACGGGAGCACAGUGGCCGCGUCGCUGUUAUUCUGACAGCCAGCACCAAUCCUCGGCCCAUGCGCCCAUUCAUUAAAAUGCUCCGCAGGAAUGAUAUCACGACACUGACCGUGGCCCUCGGUCCCGGUGUGAGCAUGGGGCAGAUUAAUGACAUCACAAAAUCCAACCCAGAUAACAGGGCCUACGUCCUAAGUAGCACAGCUGAGCUACCCGAUCGCCUUUUAGAAGUGACUGACUACCUUUGCACUUUGGGGCUGGAGCCAACAUCCAGCACGACCACUACAACCCUCGCACCUCGUCCAGAAGGCCUCCCUACCAAACACUUCUUCACCACCACUUCGACCUCUGCUUCCAUCCUGUCUCCUACCACCGCUACACCAUCAAUUUCCCUACCUCCAACAAAGGAAGUGACAUUCAUCAUUGAAGGUUCUAAUUCAGUCGGAGAGGCUAACUUCAACAAAUCCCUCUUAUUUCUGGAGGAAGUUCUGACCCAAAUGUCUGUGGAGAAGGAGUUCAUCCGUAUCACCGUCAUUCAGUACUCAGUCAAGGUGACCGUGGAGAUUCACCGUUGGGAUCUACGGUACCAAACGAUGCUGUUGAAACAACGUCUCAGGGAAAUCCGUUGGCGGGGUGGAAGCAAGACCAACACGGGUGCCGCUGUGACGGCAGUCUAUCAGGACGCAGUCACCGUCCCACCUCCACACCAUUCUGUCCCUCCACAGUUGGUCUUCCUGGUGACGGAGAACCCACCCACAGACACAGUGACACGCCCACCAUCGUCGAGCACCCAAACUUUUGUGUACCCCAUUGGCGUCGGCUCCAAAGUGAAAGAGGUGGACUUGUUCCCCUUCAGCUCGCCACAGCGUCCAAUAAUGGUGGAGGACUACACUCAUCUCAACAAGCUUGUUGAUCGUGUUGUCAACAUCACACGCACCACUGUCACCCCGCGCUUUCCCACGCUGGUACCCAUGGUCCAGCCCACGCUCUCCAACCUCCCAUUCACAGUGCCUUGUAAGACACCUGUGGAUGUGCUUUUCCUACUGAAGUCCGGAGAGCAGGUCGACGACAUGAAAACCUUUGUGAGAGACUUCAUCACUGCAGUUGAUAUAGGUCCGACUGGCACUCAGGUGUGCGUGAUUCAAUACAGUGACACCGUGACCACAGAGUUCACGUGGAGCAAAGAACAGAUGAAGCCCCAGCUUUAUGACCUCGUAGACAACAUUCCGAGAAGGAAAGCAGGAGCCCCUUCACUCGGCUCGGCACUGCGAUAUGCCGUCCAGGUAGCCAUUAAAGGCGGGAGAGUGGGCGUGCCCAAGGCUGUGGUGAUGAUAGUGACUGACAAGUCGGCUGAUCAGGUCCAAGAAGCUGCGAAUGAGGCACUGGCGGCAGGUGUGUCUGUAUUCCCUAUCGCGGUGGGUCCAAACUAUGACCAGAAUGAGCUGGCCACUAUCGGCCACAAACAAGGCAACAGCCUGCACCUCAGGAGUAUGGAUCAGCUACGGAUGCUGCUGACUUUGGACCGCAGUUACGCAGAGAGAAUCUGCAGAGCUGGUCCGCCUGGAGUUUGCGUAGAUGACAGUGGCACAGAGAGAAAACCCGGGGAAUCAUGGCUGCUGGAGGACGGCUGCCAUUCAGUGCUGUGCCAUCCCAGCGGGGCCAUAACCAUGCAGAACCACAAAGUCAGCUGUGAUAGACUGGAGCCACCGGCCUGCAGGAACAACAUGCUGCCUGUGAAAGUCCAGGAGGCCUGCACCUGCCAUUGGGAAUGCCCAUGCAUAUGCAUGGGCAGCUCAACCAAUCACGUGGUGCGUUUUGACAGCUUGCCACUCAGGCUGGAUGCGGAGGGCCUGUGUUCCUAUACCCUCCUUGCUGUCAGCGAGGGUUCAGAGGUCACGCUUCACAACGGACCUUGUCAAGACUCCAAACAGUAUAACCACGUUUGCAUGAAAGCCAUCGAGGUGACGCAUGGGUUACAAAAAAUCCUACUGAAGGACGAUAUUACGGUGUCAAUAGGACAACAGGAGAUUUCAUUACCGUGGAGGCAUGCAGGUUUGGAGCUUGCUCGUUACGGAGGAAUGAUGCUGCAACUCAAGUCUGACCUCGGCUACGUUUUGACGUUCACGCCACAGAGCAACGAGUUUACAAUCACGCUGCACAAUUCCAGCAUCAGCGGUCACACUGCUGGACUCUGUGGGGCCUGCGGCGAACAAUCCGUCAACAUUCUCUCGUUGCGUAACGGCAGCCCCGCCUCCGACCAGAUGAACUUCAUCUCUGACUGGAUGGUGGCUGGUGACAGGGGCGCGUGCGUGGCCAAAAGCCCGGUGGUGUGUGCCUCCGGAGCCGCUAUGGGAUGUCAGGUCCUGCGCUCGCAAGUGUUUGAGGCCUGUCACGCACACAUACCUGUUCUGAUGUUCCUUACCAAAUGCGAGGAGCAGGCUUGCCAGGAGUCAGAUGUGUGCGAGCUCAUUUCUGCGUACGCACUCCUUUGUAGACAGAGAGGGGCUUGUGUAAACUGGAGAAGCCCCCACAUAUGCCCCUUCCACUGCCCCGCCACUAUGGAAUAUCACGCGUGUCACACAGGCUGUGUUGAAGACUGUGACAGCACACAGCUGUUGCGUGGUGACUGGUCGGUUGCCACUGGUAACGCUUCGUCGUGUACAGACACACCCACUGAGGGCUGUUUCUGCCCGAUGGGGACAGUUCUGCAUCAUGGAGAUUGUGUGUCACCAGAGAGGUGCAAGCAAUGUGUGGACCAUCGUGGACGCUCAUAUCAGUAUCUGCAGACUUGGGUACCAGAUGACAACCCCUGUUUGAUUUGCUUGUGUUUGGACCAACAACGCAUCAACUGCACUGCUCGGCCGUGCAAUGAUGUGAAAGUACCAGUGUGCGGCGGCUGCGAAGUGCUAAAGGAAAAGAGAGACUCCAAGUGUUGCCCGGAAUAUGAAUGCGUGUGUGAUCAGUUGAACUGUGAUGUACCUGAGGCACCCCGCUGUGAGGAUGGUGAGACCCUGGUUUUGAAAAACCCAGGAGAAUGUCAAGCUAUACACGAGUGUGUUUGCAAGAAGGACUCCUGCGCUCUCAAUCCCACCCCAGUUUGUGCCGCCAAUCGGAGGCUGACUAUAAAAAAGACAAAGUGCUGCGAUGUGUUCGAGUGCUCGUGUAGCUGCCAAAACUCCACGCGCACAUGCCCGGCCGGCUUCAUCACAACGACCAAGACGGAUGACUGCGGCUGCAGCAAGACAAGCUGCCUGCCGGACAAAGUGUGUGUGGUUGGUGACGUGGUCCAUGCAGUUGGUAGCAAGUGGGAUGAGGGAUGUGAGAAGUGCACCUGCACUGAGAUGCAGGACAAGGUCACAUCACUGCACAUUGCUCAGUGUUCUACGCCUAUGUGCCAAAAAAACUGCCCAUUGGGUUCAACAUACACACUAUCCAUUGGAGAAUGCUGCGGGAAAUGCCAACCAACCAGCUGUGUGGAGUCAGAUGGAGAAAUUCGAGGGGACACACUAAUCGGAGGAACGCUUCGACAGGUUGGAGAGCAAUGGCAGUCUUCUCACGACAAAUGCGUCAUGCACAAGUGUGUAAGGGUGAAGGACGAAUUGUUCAUUUCUUCGACCAACAUUAGCUGCUCUGCGAUGGCAAUUGAGUCCUGCCCCCUGGGAUAUGAGUUGCGUUGCGACACGCAGGAUUGCUGCCCUCAAUGCCAUUGUGCUCCUUUGGAUGUCUGCGUCCUCAACCACACGCUCAUAGGGGCAGGUGAAUCGCUGAUGGCAGAUGUGUGCACUCGCUGUGAAUGCAUCGUGGAAGGUGGUCUCGUCAAGAAACAUAGGCUCUCCUGCAGGACGACCUCCUGUUCCCCUUGUCAAUUGGGUUACAUGGAGCAGAAAGAAGAAGGCACUUGUUGUGGUCGCUGUGUCCCCACUACAUGCUUUCUACAAAUGCCCGGUGGAAGACAAAUGAGGCUGCAGGUGAACACCACAAAGGAGGAGGGCUGCAACCAGUACUUUUGUUUCGUCAACAAUGAAGGAGAACUGGCUCUACAGAUUAAAACGACCACCUGCCUGCCUUUUAACCGCCAAUCAUGCCUCGAACACGGGGGUACUGUAAAGCGGAUUGGAACAACGUGCUGCGAGACGUGUGAGGAAUCGGAGUGUCAGAGAACAGCGGGAACACUAAACUAUGUCAAAGUGAAUGACUGCCAAUCAGAGCAGCAGAUUGAAUUGCACUACUGUGAGGGUAAAUGUCGAAGUAAGUCGAUGUACUCCCUACAGAGGGCCACGGUGGAGCAGGACUGCGUGUGUUGCGUCGCCACAGAGACAGAGCCUGUCAGCGUUCCCAUCCUGUGUGCCAACGGAACCCGUAGCCAACACACUGUCAUGUCUGUCACCGCAUGCAGCUGUCAGUCCAAACACUGCACCUAAAAGGAAGUAGUAAUUGUACUUUUGUUGCACUGUGUGUCUGUAUCCAAUAUACACUUAUUAAACCAUCCACAAUUUGAAAUAAAACAAGACAAUCAGUCUUUCCA